Molecule: messenger RNA, 222 nt
Organism: Eimeria mitis
Lineage: Eukaryota; Apicomplexa; Conoidasida; Eucoccidiorida; Eimeriidae
Exons: 1
Coding region: 1-222 (73 amino acids)
Source: RefSeq, a predicted model, not a curated record
AUGGCAGCAGCAGCAGCAGCAGCAGCAGCAGCACGCAGUUCCCUGGUGGGAGCAGUUCAACCGGUGCAACAGCAGCAGCAGCAGGAGCAGCAGCAGGAGGAGGAAGCAGCAGCAGCAACACAAAGGGGAGUUGCUGCAGCAGCUGCAGCAGCACAUGGAGCUCUCACGGGCUGCAGCUCCCCUGUGGUAUGUGUGUAUGUAUUGUUGGUGGGGGUAAUAUAG